GCCGUCACGGAUCGAUCAGGCUUGAAAGAUCCCACGUGAAGUUGGGGACGAGUGCUCCUGCGGUGAUUCUCCACGAUGUCGGAAGGACGGGGUAGAGGGGAGGGGUGCGGGGGGACGGGGGGGAAGGCAGAGGAGGUAGCGCGGAGAGGGGAGGCCCACCGCGCCUCUUGCCCCCCCGCCCCUUCUGCCGCGCCCGCGGGUGCCCCGCCCAUGCAGCAUGCCGCCGUCCGCCACGCUGCGGCUCCCUGGCGGGCCAGGGGGGCGCGUGGCGCCGCCCUGCUGUGGGCGGCUGCGGCCCCAGCCGCCGCCGCGGGCAUGCGCUGCCUGUGGUCGGCGGGGAGGGGCCGAGGGCCACCGAGCUCCGGGUGCGCUCUCCACCAGCGGGGCCACCGCUGGGUCACCGCGAGAGCGGGCCCUCGCCGACCCCUCGGCCCCGAGGCCGCUGCCAGCGGGAGCGCCGCACGGGCCGCCGGGCCGCCGGCGGGGGCCGCCGCGAGGGGCGCCACGAGGCCUGCGGGAGUCGGCGCCCUGCCCCCUCGCGGGUUCGGAUUGCCCGCGCCUGCGCAGGCAGCAAAGCCGCCGAGGGCCCCGCAGGCAGGGCUCGUUUCGAGUCCUCCGACUGGACUCGAUUCGAUUUCGAUCGAUUCGAUCUGGGAUUCGAUUCGAUUUGGGAUUCCGAUUUGGGCUCCGAUUUCUUACUGGAGGCAUACUAUCCUGCCGAUUUCCGCCGUUUCGACGUUUCCCGACUCGGCUGCCGAUUUCCGCCGAUCCGAUUCGUUUCGAUCGCCGAUCCGACUUAUCGAUUCUGGGCUCUCCUGCCCGCAGGGCUGCAAGGCAGUACCCGUGGCCAGCGCCGACGGCUCCAUAUGGCAGGUGUUGCUGGGGAAGGGCGCGGAGGAGAACGAUCGGCUGUCGCUCGAGGAGGGCAGGCCGCACGAGACCUGGAUGCACGUCGCGGGCGUGCCCGGCUCGCACGCCGUGGUGCGGCUCGUGAGUGGCGCCAGUGAGCGGGCGCCGCCGCCGCGCGACGUUGCGGAGGCUGCCGCCAGUCUGUGCGCAUUCUAUUCGAAGGCGAAGACUCAGCCUCGGGCGACCGUCCACGUGACGACGUGCGCCAAGGUGGGCAAGCUGCCGGCGGCAGCGCCGGGGCAGGUCGUGCUCAAGGGCGGGUUCGAGACCAUGUCGGUGCGGCCGCUAUCCCCAGAUCAGCUCGUCCAGGGCGGCGCUGUCGCGGCGUCGCCCUCCGGGAGGGGGAGCGCUGAGGCCAAGCGCAGUUCUAAGCGAAAGGUAUAGAGAUGGUGAGGCACUUGAGCCUCCCAUCCUGCUGUGGGACCUCCUGGCGGCGUCAUCGAGUGUAGUCCGAUGUCGCGGCAGAGCUUGAGCAAAAUCCAUGUAUGAGCGUAGACCCCAAAGUACACAUGGUUGUAUACCAUGUUUGUUCAUGCCGAAAGUACAACCGCCAUCGCUGGCCACGGACAGGGCAAUAUGUUUACAAAGUUGUCGGCUUAUGCGCUUGGCUUGCGUGAGAAACAAAAAGAAGUGUCAAGCCACAUAUUGCGAAUGUACUAUGUACAAAAAUGUCGAAUCUAAUGGACUGUUAUGUUGUUUUGAAUGUGCUGCGUUGUUCACAGAUUGCACAACCGCUUGCACAGCACGUCAUGGAAUCGCGGUUGUUGCGCUUGUUGCGUC
Molecule: messenger RNA, 1689 nt
Organism: Prorocentrum cordatum
Lineage: Eukaryota; Dinophyceae; Prorocentrales; Prorocentraceae
Source: the annotation of a GenBank genome assembly